CAACCCUAAGAAGGGUUUAGAGAUGGCGGCAGAUAAAAAAUUUGAGCUACAAUUUCAUAAAUUCGGCGCCAAAUACACCCGCCUUUUCCCCAAUUUUGCUACUCCUAUUAAAAUCCCCAACAUCUGCGCGCCAAACUGCCACUUCUCUUUCCUCUAAAUUUCAUCUGCUCUCAAUUUCAGUGUGAAACCUUGAGGAGGGCUUCCAUGGCUGCACAAAAGGAACAAGUCGAUGUCGGUGGGUGCGAGAACCAAGAGAAAGACGCGAAACCUAAUGAUGUUGAAGAUGAAGGCCUGAAGGUGGACGACGCUGACGAAGGGGAUGAAGAGAAAGGAGGAGGAGAUGAGGCGAAAGUAGAGGAAGAGAGCGAGGGAGGGAUGGAUGAGGAAGAAGCAGAGGGGGAGGGGAAGGGCGAAGCUGAAAGUGACGAGGGAGAGAAAUUGGAGGAGGAAGAGAGUGAGAAAAAGAAUGAGAAUUUGAAGAAGAGAUCGAGAAAGGAUAAAAAAGGCGAGGCUAUGGAGUUGGAAUCGCCGAGGAGUGAGAGGCCAACGAGGGAGAGGAAAACGGUGGAGAGAUUCAUCGUGGGGGAGAGUCCGAGGGCCUCGGCUAGCAAGACUCUGUCAAUUGAAAAGGGUAAAGGCACACAGCUUAAGGACAUCCCAAAUGUUGCAUUCAAGUUGUCUAAGAGGAAAACUGAUGAGACCCUACAGCUUCUCCACACUGUUCUUUUUGGCAAGAAAUCUAAGGUUCACACCCUUAAGAAAAAUAUAGGCCUCUUUUCUGGUUUUGUAUGGGUUGAGAAUGAGGAAAAGCAGAGGACAAAAGUCAAGGAGAAAUUGGACAAAUGUGUUAGAGGAAAGUUGCUUGAUUUAUGUGAUGUUCUUAACAUCACUGUGAACAAAACCACUACAAAGAAGGAGGAACUUACAACAAUGUUGGUGGACUUCUUGGAAUCUCCACAUGCUACAACAGAUAGCUUGCUUGCUGACAAGGAGAAGAAGGGUAAGAAGCGGAAGAGUAGGGGAUCAACGAACAAAAGUCCCAGUUCUUCUAAUGCAACUGCUGGACAAUCAAAAAAGAAACAAAAAUUGGAUUCUAAAUCUGGGAAGAAGUCAAAGCCUUCUGUAGAAGAAGAGCAAGACCGUGAUGAUGACAAAAGUAAAUCGUCACAAAUUGAAGAUGAUCAUGAUGAUGACAGCAUAGUUGGUGGAGCAGAAAGUGGACAAGAAGAGCAUCACUCAGAAGAAGGAACGGAUGAUGAUGAAGAUGAACCUGAGAAGUAUAUGGUUGUCGAGAAAAGUUCCUCUAAGAAAAGUGCAAAGAAAGAUACUGAGAAGACUGAGUUGAAGUCUAAGUCUGUUGGUAAAGGAAGCCAUGUAACACCGUCGAAAACUGGUAAACCUACCAAAAAACCUUCCAGUUCAGCAUCAAAGAAAGAACCUGCAGCUGAAUCAAACCGUAAAGCUAAGACACCUUCAAGCAAGAAGAAAAAGGAUGAUGAGGAAAGCGAGGAGGACAAUGAAGUACCGACCAAGAAUGCAUCCGCAAGCAAGAAAAAGCCAAGCAAGUCAUUAGAAAAGGAACAAGGGAAAGGGAAAGGUACAAAAGCAGCUGAAAAACAGCCUAGCAGAGAAGAGAUGCAUUCUGUGGUGGCGAAUAUACUGAAGGAAGUUGAUUUUAAUACAGCAACAUUAUCUGACAUUCUACGACAACUUGGGGAGCACUUUGGAGUAGAUCUGAUGCAUAGGAAAACAGAGGUGAAAGAAAUCAUUACUGAAGUAAUAGAAAACAUGUCUGAUGAUGAAGAGGAAGGGGAGGCUGGCUCUGAGGAUGAAGCAGGAAAAGAUGGAGACGAUGAAUGAUGAGCAUCAAUAGCUACCACCGGAGAUUUUCUUCGGUACAAGUUAAUGUAGUUUGAUCAUCUAUUUAUCUACCAUUGAUCGUUGGACCUUGCGCAUAGCAGCAGCUUAAAUUAUAACUUAGGAGCUAAAUGCUAAUGCUGAAAUCAUAACCUUUUACUCUUUUUUUUGGCUUAUAUAGGUAGCGUUUCUUGUGUAUUUUUUGAUGAUCACAUUAUUUGUAUUUAAAUUUGUAGAAUUAGUUUGAGACGUUUCAGAUAAACUAUAUACAGAUAUUUGAAAGUAAGUGAUUUGUAUAAAUUUGCAAUUCAUGUUA
Messenger RNA from Salvia hispanica, 2173 nucleotides. Its product is annotated as DEK domain-containing chromatin-associated protein 1-like. The record is from RefSeq and is a predicted model, not a curated record. Gene Ontology annotation, biological process: regulation of double-strand break repair; chromatin organization. Lineage: Eukaryota; Viridiplantae; Streptophyta; Magnoliopsida; Lamiales; Lamiaceae. Gene Ontology annotation, cellular component: nucleus. Gene Ontology annotation, molecular function: histone binding; DNA binding.